AUGCGGGUCGAUGUAGAAGCCGUCUUUGAAAAAAUACGCCCCGCGCUGGAGGUUGCAGAGGUAGGCGCGUGGAGUAAGACCGAUAUCACGACGUUCAUGUCACUGGUAAGCGGGUUCUGUGACAUUCAACGCCAGCAACUGCGCGCUCGUCGUGGCAAGCGGCGCGAUGGACAUGACUGUGAACAAAAUGUCGAUAAAGAAGGCGGUUGCGAAGAUGGCUGUGGCGUUAGGGGAGAGGAUGGAGACAAGGAGGAUGAAGCCUCCCUUGAGGCUGACAGUGUUGUGGUGUUGGAGAUUCGCCGCUCCCUCACCAAAUUGCGUCACUACCUUCAGAAGCGGAUUCCGUACGGCAGCAUUUCCGAACCGGUUGUACCCCCGGCGCCGACGUCUCCUCAGGAGGGGGAAAACAGCUGUGGAGGUAGAGGGGCUUAUAAAGCGCUGCAAAGUAGCAAACCCGUGGAGCCGCCCGUUUGCGCAGUAGACGCUUUUCUGUAUCUCGAGGAGGACAUUGAUGCACUUGCAGAUCAGGGCCAUAUAUCACGGGAAUAUUGUCGCUCAUGUGGGUCGGUGGACAUCGGCCUCUGCCAAUUUAUUACCCACUCUUUCUCGCUUGAGCAGCUGAUAUUUCUUUCCUGUUUUCUACUACCUUCCUUUGGUGAUACCUCCUAUUGCCUAACAUCCGACAACGUCUGGCGACCUCGCCACAAAAACUGUCACACUGUGGCUGCCGCCUUUUCCUGUGAGCACGUUGUUGAAGUGGGUUCACGACUGGGGAUCGUACCUAUGUCUUGUUACUUUGCCUCAGAGCAGCAACGCUUGCUCAACACCCGAAGGGUGACGGCGAUUGAACUUGAUAAAGAGUUGGUAGCGCUUCAGCAAGAGGUUUUCCAGAAAUUCGCCAGGGGGCCCACUGCGGCUCACCUCAACCUUGUUCACAGUGAUUGUUUUGAGGGUGAAGGAUUGGAGGCCCUCCGAUCCGCAGAUAUUAUUAUUUUGCAUAAUAUAUUUGAGUAUUUUACGGCGAGCGCAGAGGAACAUCUUCGUUCGUGGAAGCGCCUUCGCGCUGCUGUGGUCCGUAGUGGUCAGUUGCUGGUGUGUUGCCCACCUUUACAAGAAACUUUAGCUGCCUUCUCCGAGGACUGUGUGCGAAAAGUCUUCAUAAAUGAACAAGAUAAAGUUGAUUUCGUCCAUGUCCAUCAAAGUAACUCAAAUGCGGGUAGGAUUUCUCGCAAGCGAUGUCGACAGCCGCCGCAGGAGCAUUCGUUCACGUUGGAUCAGUGGUGGCGCUCGUGGGUCAAAGAAAUUGAUGUGGAACACAUUCGUCGGUCGUUCCUCACCGCACAGAGGUUUUGUGAGGAAGACCACCCAUGUGAUUCUUCCUAUGGAGACGCUGAUGACGAGCUGGUGAAGGAACUGAAGGAUAUGAGAGUAUACAUGGUCCAAUGA
This is a messenger RNA of Trypanosoma brucei brucei TREU927, 1446 nucleotides long. RefSeq lists its product as hypothetical. Bases 1 to 1446 code for a protein of 481 amino acids. Gene Ontology annotation, molecular function: methyltransferase activity. The record is from RefSeq and is a predicted model, not a curated record. NCBI's taxonomy places the organism in Eukaryota, Euglenozoa, Kinetoplastea, Trypanosomatida, Trypanosomatidae. The transcript has a single exon.